GCACAAAACGGCUUUGUUACAAGAAAACAAAUCAUCAUCAUAGUUGAAGCAAUCAGUAGUGAAUUGCUUCGUUUGUUUUGGAAAUUUUGAAAGAGAAAAUCAAUCGGUAAAAAAUGGCAGUGGAUCCAAGCAGAGACCGAGCCUUGGGCGACUAUCGUAAAAAACUUCUGGAACACAAAGAAGUCGAGUCUCGUCUCAAAGAAAUGCGCGAGCAAUUGAAGGAAUCAACGAAGCAAUUCGAUAAAUCAGAGAAUGACUUGAAAGCACUUCAAAGCGUCGGUCAAAUUGUCGGUGAAGUACUAAAACAGCUGACGGAAGAUAAGUUUAUUGUCAAAGCAACGAAUGGGCCGCGAUAUGUGGUGGGCUGUCGUCGUCAAUUGGAUAAAACAAAAUUAAAAUCUGGCACUCGCGUUGCACUCGAUAUGACCACAUUAACAAUUAUGCGUUAUUUACCACGCGAAGUUGAUCCAUUGGUUUAUAAUAUGUCGCACGAAGAUCCAGGGGAGGUCACCUACUCAGCUAUUGGUGGUUUGAGUGAACAAAUUCGUGAAUUACGUGAAGUUAUUGAAUUGCCAUUGAUGAAUCCAGAAUUGUUCCUUCGCGUUGGUAUUACACCACCAAAGGGUUGCUUGCUUUAUGGCCCACCAGGUACUGGUAAAACAUUGUUGGCUCGUGCCGUUGCUUCGCAGCUCGAUGCAAACUUCUUAAAAGUCGUGUCCAGUGCUAUUGUUGAUAAGUACAUUGGCGAGAGUGCACGAUUGAUUCGUGAAAUGUUCAAUUAUGCCCGCGAUCAUCAGCCAUGCAUCAUUUUCAUGGAUGAAAUCGAUGCGAUUGGUGGUCGUCGUUUCUCGGAGGGAACAUCCGCCGAUCGUGAAAUUCAACGUACGCUCAUGGAAUUGCUGAAUCAAAUGGACGGUUUCGAUUCAUUGGGUCAAGUGAAAAUGAUAAUGGCAACAAAUCGUCCGGACACUCUUGAUCCGGCCUUGUUGCGUCCAGGUCGUUUGGAUCGUAAGAUCGAAAUUCCAUUGCCAAAUGAACAAGCCCGCUUGGAAAUUCUUAAAAUUCAUGCCGGACCAAUAGCCAAGCAUGGUGAAAUCGAUUACGAGGCCAUCGUUAAAUUGUCAGAUAAUUUCAAUGGAGCCGAUUUGCGUAACGUUUGUACUGAAGCUGGUCUUUUUGCUAUCAGAGCUGAACGGGAGUACGUGAUACAAGAAGAUUUCAUGAAAGCCGUACGCAAGGUGUCCGAUAAUAAAAAACUGGAAAGCAAAUUAGACUACAAGCCAGUAUAAAAAUAUUUAAUAAAAAAAACACCAUGGAUUCACUUCGAUAUGAAAAUAUAAACAUUUAUUAUAAAA
This is a messenger RNA of Contarinia nasturtii (swede midge), 1355 nucleotides long. RefSeq names its product 26S proteasome regulatory subunit 10B (gene Rpt4). Bases 114 to 1289 code for a protein of 391 amino acids. Gene Ontology annotation, molecular function: ATP hydrolysis activity; ATP binding; proteasome-activating activity. Gene Ontology annotation, biological process: positive regulation of RNA polymerase II transcription preinitiation complex assembly. Lineage: Eukaryota; Metazoa; Arthropoda; Insecta; Diptera; Cecidomyiidae. The transcript is spliced from 5 exons. Gene Ontology annotation, cellular component: cytosolic proteasome complex; proteasome regulatory particle, base subcomplex. The record is from RefSeq and is a predicted model, not a curated record.